This is a messenger RNA of Pelagomonas calceolata, 883 nucleotides long. NCBI's taxonomy places the organism in Eukaryota, Pelagophyceae, Pelagomonadales, Pelagomonadaceae. The record is from the annotation of a GenBank genome assembly.
CUUCAAAGCACAAAGCCUAAAUAGCAAGCAAGGAAGGGCUGAUUAGACUUUAUAUCUCCAGCAUUUCUGCAGCACUGCUGAUGGCGUCGAUCGAAGCUCAAAUCUCUGCGGCAUUUGCCGCCGAUGCGCCAAAGACCCAGUUUGUGCGGCCCACCGACGCCGACGCCUGGGGCGGCUCGACGGACAAGAAGACGUGGACGAAACCCACGGACGAGAAGAAGCCCGAGGGCCCGCAGUCGCUGGAGGACGGUAGGUGGGGCCCGUCGACGGAGGAGCUUACGUUCUAUGCUCGUAAAUCGUGGGCCGACCGCCAGCCUGAAUCUGUGGCGCACGGCGAGCUGAAGGAGCGGGCGAAACAGGGUGAUAGAAUAGCUGCCUGCGACCUGGGCAUCCUCCACCUGCUCGGCGAGCGCGGCGCGCGCAAAUCCGGCAAGGAAGCUUUGAGAUAUUUCACGGAGAGCGCCGAGGCCGGCGACGCGCGCGCGGCGACGAACCUGGCGGUCCUGCUUUCGAGGGGCGACGGCGUGGCCAAGGACCCGGCCGCGGCCGUGCGGUGGUACGGCGUCGCCGCGCAGAGCAAAACGAAGAGCAAGCUCCGCGACAUGCACGACCUGCGGUCCGUCCCGCGGCCGCCGCCGCCCACGCCGCCGCCGCCGCCGCCCGUACGAACGUUUUCCGAGGAGGCCCCGGACGUGUCUACGUCCACGAAUGCCUCAUCCGCAGACGCGGCGGCGGCGCCGGACGCGCCAGAAUCUCCGGGCGACGCUCCGGUCGAGGAGGACGCCGUCGUGGACGUUGUGGAGGAGGACACUGCGCCGGGCGACGAUCCCGUUCCCGCUGUCGCCGAGGAGCCCGAUGUGUCCGCGGCGUAAAUUGAUCUGUG